Molecule: messenger RNA, 2832 nt
Organism: Kluyveromyces marxianus DMKU3-1042
Lineage: Eukaryota; Fungi; Ascomycota; Saccharomycetes; Saccharomycetales; Saccharomycetaceae
Gene: MSH1
Product: mismatch repair ATPase MSH1
Exons: 1
Coding region: 1-2832 (943 amino acids)
Biological process (GO): mismatch repair
Cellular component (GO): nucleus
Molecular function (GO): ATP binding; mismatched DNA binding; ATP-dependent DNA damage sensor activity
Source: RefSeq, a predicted model, not a curated record
AUGCUCAGGCGAGCUGCAAUUUUACUCUCUGGUCGACAGCGGCCUAACCUUCUGCGACAUUAUUCGACGGCUAAAAUACCGAAGGUAGAAAAGCUAAGCAUUUCAUUAUUGAACGAUGCUCCCAUUAUAGAGACAUCUUCUCUACCGAGUGAAACAAAGCGAAGAACAAAGAAACAUGAUCGCGGUGGUAUGGAAACGAAGAAUUCCCUUCCACCAGCCUUGAAAUACGUUCGUGAUGUUAUGGAUAAGUAUGAAGGUCAUGUGGUUAUUACACAGAUCGGAUCAUUCUAUGAAUUAUACUUUGAGCAUGCAACAAAUUAUGCGCCUAAGUUGAAUAUCACCCUAACGAGCAAAGAAACAACCAAUGGUAGGGUACCGUUUGCCGGGUUUCCAGUUAAUCAGCUGAACAGACAUUUGAAAGUUCUCGUUAAAAAGCAUGGUUUAAGCGUUGCAGUAUGCGAUCAAUUCAAAACGAAAUCAUCAAUAACUAAUGAAGGAAACCUUUUCUCCCGAAGAGUCACUAGAAUAGUUACUCCUGGAACAUUUAUAGAUGAAGCUUGUGAAAAUUUCCAAGAAAAUCAGUUCUUAUUAACGAUAGAUUUUCCCGAGAACGCAUUGAAGAGGUCUGCUGAUCUUAACACACCUGUAGGGCUCUGUUGGUGCGAUAUUUCAACUGGAGAAAUAUUCGUACAGCAGUCUUAUUUAAAGGAUUUAGCCUCUUCAAUCACCAGGAUUAAGCCAAUGGAAAUCUUGCUCGAUGAAGAUUUAUUACAGUUUGAUUUAACUAGCGGUGAAUGGUAUUCAGAAUUGAUUGAACUGAAGAAAUACUUCGUCAAGUACCAAAAGAUGCCUUCAAAACAUAGAACAAUUCAAUCAUUCGAAAAACUAUUUGCUAACAACUAUGAUGAUCUAGGAAUUGUUCUUAGUACAUUUACGCAAAAAGAAAUCGCAGCUUUCAGAAACCUUUUGUUGUACAUUGAAGAACACCUUCCAGAUAUGAACACAAAUUUAGAACUUCCUCAAAAGCAACUUAUUACCGAUAUUAUGCAGAUUGACUCUAGAACAAGUGUAGCAUUAGAGCUUCACUCCACUAUGCGAGAACAUCAUAAGAAGGGAUCUUUGCUUUCUACUAUACGAAGAACAGUUACAACGUCAGGUACAAGACUGUUAACGCAAUGGUUAUCCGCCCCAUCUAUGGAUAUAAAAGAAAUCAAAAAAAGACAAGCAUUAGUUGAAUUCUUCAAAAAUAACAUCUCUUCCACAGAUAUUUUGAUUCGUUAUCUAAAGGAAACAUCUGAUAUGUCUAGAAUACUACAAAGAUUUUCGUUCGGUCGGGGUGACUCGCUUGAAUUGAUCCAGCUCUCCAAAUCCUUACAAAAAUGUAACGAAAUAGCUACAUUUCUCCAACAGAAUAUGGAACACUCUUCUAAAACCACUGAAAAAGUGAUUCAGAACAUUUCCAAAGAGUUAAUCUUUAAAGAUUCAAUUGUUGACAAAGUUUUAUCUGCUAUAAAUGAGGAUUCAUUAAUAAAACAAAGGAACGAUAAGUACGAGGAAGGAAGCAUUAAAAAUAUACAAGCUGAUGUUGAAGAAUCAGAAAAACCGCUACAAGAUGAAACAUGGAUAUUGUUACCUAAUGCUUCAAAAAAGUUGCAAAAAUAUCAUACAAAUUAUAGAGAGCUCCUAAAAGAAAAGGAUAAGUUAUUGGAUUGGUACAAAGACUGGUUUACAACCCGGUUCAAGUUAAAGAAUGUAAAUCUCAAGCAGAAAAACUCCGGAGAAUUCUGUAUACAUAUUAGUGGAGGGCCUGCUAACUUGGCAGAACUAGAUAAAUACGUCGAUGAACAAAACCAAAAGUUGGGCGUUGGCGAAAAAUUUCAUAUUAUUCAACGGUCAAAACAAACAAGAUGGAUCACACAUGAUAAAUGGGAAUCGUUAUCACAACAGAUUGAGGCAAUAUAUCUUUUAAUAAAAACAGAAGAAGAACGAACUAUCAAAAGAUUCCAAAAGGAAUACAUAGACUUAAGCUCCCAAAUCAGAAGGCUUUCUCAAACCCUUGAUUAUAUUGAUGUACUAUCUUCCUUUGCUAAAUUAGCAAUUGAACAACGAUUAGUCCAACCAAAGAUUACACAAGGCACCGAUCUUGAUAUCAAAAAUGGUAGACAUUUAGUUGUCGAAUCAGGGAUGGCUCAAAGCUCCUUAGAGUCAUUUACUCCAAAUGAUUGUCGUAUUAGUUCCGGUGAACUCUGGGUUAUAACAGGCCCUAAUAUGGGAGGUAAAUCAACCUUCUUGAGACAAAAUGCGAUUAUAGUAAUUUUAGCGCAAAUUGGAUCUUAUGUUCCUUGUGAGUCUGCAGUAAUCGGACUUGUAGACAAAAUAUUUAGUAGGGUUGGAUCUGCUGAUGAUCUCUAUAAUGAGAUGAGUACAUUUAUGGUAGAGAUGAUUGAAACAAGCUAUAUCCUCAAAGGAGCUUCAGAACGGUCAUUGGCAAUAUUAGAUGAAAUAGGUAGAGGCACUAGCAGAACAGAAGGUGUUGCGGUUGCUUACGCUACUUUGAAAUAUCUUGUAGAAAAAAACAAAUGCCGUGCUCUCUUUGCCACGCACUUUGGUUCAGAACUUUCGGAUACUAUUAAGAAAACUGUUGAUAGUAAAUUCAUCGACAGUGUGUCCUUUUACAAGACAGGGAUCAUUGGAGAUGAUACCAACUUUUUCUACGACCACAAAUUGAAGCCAGGUGUGUGCUAUAUAUCUGAUGCAGUGAAAGUGGCGAAGCUGGCAGGCUUCCCAAAGGAAGCUUUGGAAAUUGCCUCCGAAGUCUUAAAGCAGAGCUAA